Molecule: messenger RNA, 1869 nt
Organism: Fundulus heteroclitus (mummichog)
Lineage: Eukaryota; Metazoa; Chordata; Actinopteri; Cyprinodontiformes; Fundulidae
Product: adapter molecule crk
Exons: 3
Coding region: 263-1195 (310 amino acids)
Molecular function (GO): protein binding
Source: RefSeq, a predicted model, not a curated record
UUCCCCCCCUCGAUCCGCCAUUUCGGUCGCGGAGGCGGUUGUCGCUCGUCGGUGCGGAGCGGAGCGGGUUCGGUUUGUCCGGUUCUGGAGUUCCGAACCGGGCCUAAACUCCGCCGUCGGGAAGUCCGGACGUCGCGGCUUCGUUGCGUUUGAUUCCCAGCGGCGGCGUCGGGAAACGGAAGUUGUUGUAUGAGUUGCGGGGGAAGGGGGGGCCUGGCUUGAAGCCUCGGACCGGACUCCGCCGCCCGUCCGCCCGCCAGCCAUGGCCGGUAAUUUUGACGCCUCGGACCGGGCCAGCUGGUACUGGGGCCGCCUGAGCCGCCAGGAGGCCGUCUCCCUGCUCCAGGGCCAGAGGCACGGAGUCUUCCUGGUCCGGGACUCGAUCACCAUCCCGGGGGACUACGUCCUGUCCGUGUCCGAGAACUCCAAGGUGUCGCACUACAUCAUCAACGACAUGAGCCCCGCGCGCCAGCCGGGCCCAGGUUCGGCGCCUUCUCUGUUCCGGAUCGGGGACCAGGAGUUCGAGGCCUUGCCGGCUUUGCUAGAGUUCUAUAAGAUCCACUAUCUGGACACCACGACGCUCAUAGAGCCCGUCGCUAAGGCCAAGAACAGCGGGCCCACCGGCUCGCCCUCUCCCGGCGCCCCCCCGCAGCCCAAGGAGGCCGAGUUCGUCCGGGCGCUCUUCGACUUCCCCGGGAACGACGAGGAGGACCUGCCCUUCAGAGCGGGGGACGUCCUGCGCGUCCUGGAGAAGCCCGAGGACCAGUGGUGGAGCGCCUCCAACCAGGAGGGCCGGGUCGGCAUGAUCCCCGUUCCCUACGUGGAGAAGUACCGGCCCGCCUCGCCCGCCGCCGACGGCUCGGGCCCCGCCGCCGUCUCCGGAGGCGCCGGCCCCGACGGGACAGGGGCCACACAGGGCCACCUUCUGGGGGACCCGGGUCCGUACGCUCAGCCCGUGGUCAACAGCCAGCUGCCCAACCUGCAGCAGGGCCCGGUGUUCGCCCGGGUCACCCAGAAGAGGGUGCCCAACGCCUACGACAAGACGGCGCUGGCGCUGGAGGUGGGGGACAUGGUGAAAGUGACCAAGAUCAACGUGAACGGCCAGUGGGAGGGCGAGUGCAAGGGCAAGCAAGGCCACUUCCCCUUCACCCACGUCCGCCUGCUGGAGCAGCAGAACCCCGACGACGAGAGCUGAGGAGAACCGAGCCGGCGCCUGGCCCGACCCGUCGACCCGUCACGCCCGGUAAGGAGGAGGCCCGUCGUGUCCGAGCCCUGCGGCUGAUCUGGAUCUGCUGGGUCUGCCGGCAGAGACGCCUCGACUGGACCUCCUGUUGUCGUUUAGAUGGACCGAGUUCAGGCUGAGCUCAGACUGGUGCUGCCGGGUCGCUAUUAGAACCUUUAUCUCCCCUUUAUAAGCCAGUUCUGCCGCCUGAACACCAGUUUCGGACAAAUUAAGUCUUUGUAUUAUUUGAAUUAAUGGUGGGUUUCUUCUUCUGCUGAUUUAGUAUUUAUUGCCAUGAUGCAGAUAAUUGCCGGUCCUCCAGAACCUCUCGGUCCAGACGUCUGGUUGAUCGUCUUCCAGGAGCUUCAGAGUUCAUGGCAGAAAUAUUAAUAUUAUUAGUGGUGGGGUUUUAUAAUCUGAUGGGUUUUUAUUUUUUUUAUUAUUCUUUUUGUUGGACCAAACAUCGGCACAGAAGCUUCCAGAACCCAGAUUCUGGUUUGGGCUCCAGAAACGUGUUGAUUCUUAAAACUGCCGCCACAGACAGGAGAACAUUGAGUCUUCAGACGGCGGAACGUUCCUUUAGUGUCUUACUCACUUCUUUUUAUCAUUUUCUGCUCUUUUAUGGAUGUAAGAUGUAAAAAAAAAAA